UACUUCCAAAUUUACAAUGAGCAGAAACGACUCAGCCCUGGAGGAGUGACUGUCACGUGGUUGGGCGUCAGCGCCGACCGCUCUUUCCGUUUGAAGCGCGCACUGACCAGUAACUACACCGACAGCGCAAUUCUCCUCCAAGCUCGCAACUUCCAUCUCUAACCUCUUCCACACUCACCACGUCGCAUCAAGAUGGCGCCGCCGACGCCUGUGGUCCUCGUCAGCUCCUUCAAGAGCCCUAAUAUCAGCAGUCGAGUCCCUCACAGCUAUGCUAGCAGCCAUAAGAAGCUUGAAGACCUAGCUUUCAGUCUCUUCAAUAACGAAUUCCCCCGAGACAAGUGGGACGCCCACUUCCACCUGAAGAGUCAGGAGAUCAAUGGCACCCGAUGCAAGGCGACUGUCAUUGCAUUCCUUUGGGAUGAUGGCGAAUAUUUCACCUGGGAGAAUUUGAAGGACGGGGAGAUCCAUAUCUUCGCACAUUUCGUGGGCAAGCCCUACAGCCGGGUAGGUGCUCUAUACUACAUGCCUGCGAACACCGCACCUUCCCCCACUGGAACUCAUUCAGGAUCUAUGCCCGGAGACAACACCCUUCCUCGGCAACAAACACCGAUCUUGAUACUGGACUCCAACAACGAGCUAACGGAAGAUGAGCAAUCUGAAACCAAAGAGCCGGAGCUAAGCGCACCCGCGGAAGCGCCAAUAGCCCGACGUCCAUCCGCAUGUAUUCGAGGACAAAAGGCCCCCCUACCAACCAAUAAUGUUCCUCGCUCUAGCAGCCACUAUUUUCCCCAGUACAACCCGUCUGUUCACCCUCCAUUACCAACGGAAGCUAAUCUGCACAAUUUUCUCCGAGAUUAUCAAGACGCCCAAGACAUCAACAUUCGAGAUGAGUUUCACCGAUCGGAUCGCGCGAACAGCAUCCAUAUCGUAACGAAGUGUAGGAUUGCGCGAGCUAGGCUCAUGAUUGGAAAAUAUGGUAUGGAUCCAAUCAAACCCUGCCUCCGCUGCAAGUCACUUGGGAGGAAAUGCCGAGUGUUUCACCCUCUGGUGUACACUUGGAAUCGGAGGAAAUCAGGAGUACGUUUCAAAGAAGGUGGAGCGCCAUGCGCGUGGUGUACCUAUCAGAGUGGUUUCUGCAACGCUGAGUGCGAGGUGGGAUGACGGUCUGACAGCAUGAGAGCCGGAGCGGCAUGGGAGGCAUAUCAUGACGUUUCAGUCAUGACAGUGCAAGCUAGGAGGGAUAUGGAAGAAGGUGCAAACUGGGGCAAUUCAUUAGACAGGCGAAGGCACCCUCAGGGAAUUACUUCGGCGUAUGCAGAGAAGUACG
Trematosphaeria pertusa is the source of this 1327-nucleotide messenger RNA. RefSeq lists its product as uncharacterized. Bases 193 to 1161 code for a protein of 322 amino acids. Lineage: Eukaryota; Fungi; Ascomycota; Dothideomycetes; Pleosporales; Trematosphaeriaceae. The transcript is spliced from 3 exons. The record is from RefSeq and is a predicted model, not a curated record.